Ceratotherium simum simum (southern white rhinoceros) is the source of this 5414-nucleotide messenger RNA. Lineage: Eukaryota; Metazoa; Chordata; Mammalia; Perissodactyla; Rhinocerotidae. The record is from RefSeq and is a predicted model, not a curated record.
GGUGCAGGCGGGGCACGUUGGGCGCGCCAGGAGGGGUGGGUGCCGUGUGCGCCCGAGGAGCCGGUGGGACCGCUUGGGCUGGCUCAGGAUGAGGACGCGCUGGGCGACCCCUCGCCGCGCGGCGGGGCUCCUCGUGCUACUCCUCUGGUGCUGCGGACUGGUGGAGCCCUUUGGCGGCGCAGGUAAUGAUCCAUUCACCAUCGUCAGUGAAAACACAGGCAAGUGCAUCAAGCCACUGAAUGACUGGGUAGUAGCAAAGGACUGUGACAAAAACAGGGACAUGUUAUGGAAGUGGGUGUCCCAACACCGGCUCUUUCAUUUGCAAUCCCAGAAGUGCCUUGGCCUAAAUAUUACCAAACCUACGGAUUCCUUGAGAAUGUUCAGCUGUGACUCCAGUGCCAUGCUGUGGUGGAAAUGUGAGCACCACUCUCUGUAUGGAGCUGCCCAGUACAAAUUGGCUCUGAAGAGUGGACACGCCAUAGCAAGUACAAACUCAUCUGAUAUCUGGAAGAAAGGAGGCUCAGAGGAAAGCCUCUGUGACCAGCCUUACCAUGAGAUAUAUACCAGAGAUGGGAACUCCUAUGGGAGACCAUGUGAAUUUCCAUUCUUAGUUAAUGGGACCUGGCAUCAUGAGUGCGUUCUUGAUGAAAAUCAUGGUGGGCCAUGGUGUGCAACCACCUUAAACUAUGAGUAUGACCAAAAGUGGGGCAUCUGCUUAAAACCAGAAAAUGGCUGUGAAGAUAACUGGGAGAAGAAUGAGCAGACUGGAAGUUGCUACCAAUUUAAUACUCAAGCAGCUCUUUCUUGGAAAGAAGCGUAUGUUUCAUGUCACAAUCAAGGAGCUGACUUACUGAGCAUCAGCAAUGCUGCUGAAUUAACUUAUCUUAAAGAAAAAGAAGACAUUGCAGGAAUUUUCUGGAUUGGCUUAAAUCAGCUGUACUCUGCUAGAGGCUGGGAAUGGUCAGACCACAAGCCAUUGAACUUUCUCAACUGGGACCCAGGUAUGCCUAGUGCACCUACAAUAGGUGGGGCAAGCUGUGCAACAAUGGAUGCCACAUCUGGUCUGUGGCAUAUUUUUUCCUGUGAAGCUCAACUGCCUUACGUCUGCAAGAAACCGUUAAAUAACACAGAGGAGUUAACAGAUGUUUGGACAUAUUCAGAUACCCGCUGUGAUGCAGACUGGCUGCCAAAUAACGGAUUUUGCUAUCUGCUGGUAAAUGAAAGUAAUUCCUGGGAUGAGGCACAUAUGAAAUGCAAAGACUUCGGCAGUGACCUCAUCAGCAUUCAUUCUUUAGCGGAUGUGGAGGUGGUUGUCACAAAACUCCAUAAUGGGGAUGCCAAAGAAGAAACAUGGACAGGCCUUAAGAACGUAAAUAUACCAACUUUAUUUCAGUGGUCAGAUGGUACUGAAGUUACUCUAACAUAUUGGGAUGAGAAUGAGCCAAAUGUUCCCUUCAAUAAGACUCCCAACUGUGUUUCCUAUUUAGGAAAGCUAGGUCAGUGGAAAGUCCAGUCAUGUGAAGAGAAACUUAAAUAUGUAUGUAAGAAAAAUGGAGAAAAAAUGAAUGAUUCAAUGUCUGAUAAGAUGUGUCCUCCAGAUGAGGGCUGGAAGAGACAUGGAGAAACUUGUUACAAGAUUUACAAGGAUGAGGUCCCUUUUGGAACCAACUGCAAUCUGACUGUAACUAGCAGAUUUGAGCAAGAAUACCUGAAUGAUAUGAUUAAAAAGUAUACUAAAUCUCCAGGAAAAUACUUCUGGACUGGCCUGAGAGAUCUAGGUUCACGUGGAGAGUAUGGCUGGGCAAGUGUUAGUGGAGUAAAGAGGGCUGUAACCUUUUCCAACUGGAACUUUUUUGAGCCAGCUUCUCCAGGCGGGUGCGUGGCUAUGUCUACUGGAAAGUUUCUUGGAAAGUGGGAGGUAAAAGACUGCAGAAGCUUCAGAGCACUUUCAAUUUGCAAGAAAAGAAGUGGGCCCGCUGAGCCUGAAGAAGCAGCCCCCAAGCCUAGUGACCCCUGUCCGGAAGGCUGGCAAAGUUUCCCCUCAGGUCUUUCUUGUUAUAAGCUAUUUCAUAUAGAAAGAAUUGUAAGAAAGAGGAACUGGGAAGAAGCUGAGAGAUUCUGCCAAGCACUUGGAGGACACCUUCCUAGCUUCAGUCAUGUGGAUGAAAUAAAGGAAUUUCUUCACCUUUUAAUGGACCAGUUCAGUGGCCAGCGUUGGCUGUGGAUAGGUUUGAAUAAAAGGAGCCCUGAUUUACAAGGAUCCUGGCAAUGGAGUGAUCGGACACCAGUAUCUACUAUGAUCAUGGAAAAUGAGUUUCAGCAGGAUUAUGAUAUCAGAGACUGUGCUGCUGUCAAGGUGGUUCACAGGCCAUGGCGAAGAAGCUGGUAUUUCUAUGAUGACAGAGAAUUUAUGUAUUUAAGGCCUUUUGCUUGUGAUACAAAACUUGAAUGGCUGUGCCAGAUUCCAAAAGGCCGUACUCCAAAAACACCAGACUGGUACAAUCCAGACCGUGCUGGAAUUCAUGGACCUCCAGUUAUAGUAGAAGGGAGUGAAUAUUGGUUUGUUGCUGAUCCUCACUUAAACUAUGAAGAAGCCGUCCUGUAUUGUGCUAGCAAUCACAGCUCUCUGGCUAGUAUAACAUCUUUUGCAGGACUAAAAGCCGUCAAAAACAAAAUAGCAAAUAUAUCUGAUGAUGAACAGAAGUGGUGGGUGAGAACUACCGAGCAGGCCCUAGAUCGCCAUUUUUUAUUCUCACGACGUCCAUGGCGUCACUUCCCUAUAACAUUUGGAGAGGAAUGCUUUUACUUGUCUGCCAGGACCUGGUUUCAUGACUUCAAUAAACCAGCAGACUGUAGUAUCAAGUUGCCCUUCAUCUGUGAAAAAUAUAAUGUAUCUUCAUUAGAGAAAUAUAGUCCAGAUUCUGCAGCUAAAAUACAAUGCUCUGAGGAUUGGAUUCCUUUUCAGAAUAAGUGUUUUCUAAAGCUCAAAAAACCCAAGUCUCUCCCAUUUUCUCAAGCGAGCGAUGUCUGUCACUCCUAUGGUGGCACCCUUCCUUCAGUGUUGAGCCAGAGAGAACAAGAUUUUAUUACAUCCUUGCUUCCGGGUAUGGAAGAUACUUUAUGGAUUGGUUUGCGCUGGACUGCCCAUGAAAGGAAGAGCAAAUGGACGGAUAACAGAGAACUGACAUACGGUAACUUUCACCCAUUACUGGUUGGUCGGAGGCUGAGAAUACCAACAACUAUGUUUGAGGAAGACUCUCACUACUACUGUGCUCUAAUGCUCAACUUCCAAAAGUCACCUUAUACUGGGACAUGGAAUUUUACAUCCUGCACUGAAAGCCACACUCUGUCUCUCUGUCAGAAAUAUCCAGAAAUUGAAGGCAGACAGACCUUGCAGAAUACUUCAGAAACUGUAAAGUAUCUAAAUAAUCUGUACAAAAUAGUCCUCAAGACUAUGACCUGGUACGAUGCUCUAAGGGAGUGUCAGAAAGAUAACAUGCACCUGGUGAGCAUCACACACCCUUACCAGCAGGCGUUCCUAACCGUGCAGGCGGUCCUUCAUAACUCUUCUUUGUGGAUUGGACUCUCCAGCCAAGACGAUGAACUCAACUUUGGGUGGUCAGACGGGAAACAGGUUCAAUUUAGUCGCUGGGCUGAAAAUAAUGUGCAACUUGAAGACUGUGUAAUAUUAGAUACUGAUGGAUUCUGGAAAACAUCUGAUUGCGGUGAUAAUCAACCGGGUGCUAUUUGCUACUAUCCAGGAAAUGAGACCGAAGAAGAGGUCCAACCAGUUAACAGUGUUCAAUGUCCAUCUCCUGUUCUAAACACUCCAUGGAUACCAUUUCAGAACUGUUGCUACAAUUUCAUGAUAACAAAGGAUAGAUAUACGGCAACAACACAAGACGAAUCUCAUUCUAAAUGCCAGAAACUGAAUCCAAAAUCACAUAUUCUGAGUAUUCGAGAUGAAAAAGAGAAUAACUUUGUUCUUGAGCAACUUCUGCACUUCAAGGAUAUGGCUUCAUGGGUCAUGUUAGGUAUAACUUAUGAAAAUGAUUCUCUUAUGUGGUCUGAUAAGACCAUGCUGUCAUAUACCCACUGGAGAGAAGGAAGACCAGCUAUAAAAGAUGGCAAGUUUUUUGCUGGCUUGAGUACUGACGGCUUCUGGGAUAUUCAAACCUUUAAUGUUAUUGAAGAAAUACUUUACUUUCACCAGCACAGCAUUCUUGCUUGUAAAAUUGAAAUGGUUGACUACAAGGAAGAAUAUAAUACUACUCUGCCACAGUUUAUUCCAUAUGAAGAUGGUAUUUAUAAUGUGAUUCAAAGAAAGGUAACAUGGUAUGAAGCAUUAAACAUGUGUUCUCAAAGUGGAGGUCAUUUGGCAAGUGUUCAUGACCAAAAUGGCCAGCUCUUUCUGGAAGAUAUCGUAAAGCGUGACGGAUUUCCACUAUGGGUUGGGCUCUCAAGUCAUGACGUAAGUCUUGUUUUGUUUUCCAGAAAUUUUCCAAAUAUGUUAGAGGGUUGGAAAUUUGAGCAUAAAAUGUUAAUUCAAAGUCUAACAUCAGGGCCGGCCCCGUGGCUUAGUGGUUAAGUGCAUGCGCUCUGCUGCUGGCGGCCCGGAGAAUCUCAAGAGAUGUCCUCUCAUACACACUCAUCAAGAUGUCCAGCAGUGAAAGGGAAUGAGUCACAGUGGAUCCAGUACAAGGACCACUGUUACAUGUCUGACCAGGCAUUGCAUAGUUUCUCAGAAGCCAAAGAGUUUUGUUCAAAACUUGAUCAUUCUGCAACUAUUGUUACCAUAGAAGACGAAGAUGAGAAUAAAUUCGUGAGCAGACUGAUGAGGGAAAAUAAUAAUAUUACCAUGAGAGUUUGGCUUGGAUUAGCUCAACAAUCUGCUGAUCAGUCUUGGAAUUGGUUAGAUGGAUCAAAAGUGACAUUUGUCAAAUGGGCAAAUAGAAAUAAGAGUGGUGGUGGAAAAUGUAGCAUCUUGUUAGCUUCAAAUGAAACUUGGAUGAAAGUUGAAUGUUCGAAUGGCUACGGAAGAGUUGUCUGCAGAGUUCCUCUGGGCCCUGAUUACAGGGGAGUCGCUAUCACAUUUGCUGUGCUAAGCGUCUUGGCUCUCAUCAGCGGACUGAUCUGGUUCCUCCUGCAGAGGAACCGUUUGCGCUGGGCGGGCUUCUCUUCAGUUCGAUAUGAACACGGAGUGAAUGAAGAUGAGAUUUUGUUUCCUACUUUCCAUGACUAAAUUCUUCUGAAAGUUUGCUAAUUUGCACUAAUGUUUUAUGAAAAAUGAGCCAUUUAAAAUUUUGCCGGUAUCAGUAUUUACUCUGUUCCAAAGUAGAAGUCUUAGGGAUGUGUUCAGUUGUUCAUUGCUGUUCUGGUAUCUACAGUUAAUUACCCUCGAAAUGCCAUGUGUG